Molecule: messenger RNA, 1679 nt
Organism: Prosopis cineraria
Lineage: Eukaryota; Viridiplantae; Streptophyta; Magnoliopsida; Fabales; Fabaceae
Product: UDP-rhamnose/UDP-galactose transporter 6-like
Exons: 6
Coding region: 346-1314 (322 amino acids)
Cellular component (GO): Golgi apparatus
Molecular function (GO): antiporter activity; UDP-galactose transmembrane transporter activity
Source: RefSeq, a predicted model, not a curated record
GCAUCAUAUCAUAUAAAAUGAAAAACACGAACUUGAUUGUUUGUGCGUAGCUCGUGCCAUCACUGAAAACUCGAACUUCCACUCAACACCCCGUAAAGCUUCUCUUUCUCUAUUCCUCCCGCUUCCCAACGGCUGCAACACUCCCGGAGAUCCCGCCGGCGGCAUUUUCACUCGGGAAUUCCGUUCACGGCAAGUAUCUGUUCUCUCAUCAUAUCAUAAUCAGUUCAAGAUUGCAUUCUGCUAAGUGGGUUGGUUCUCAAGACUGGAUCAUCAUAAGAAUGUGGAUUGAAUGUUAUGGCGGCUGUUAGAAUAGACCAGUAGCAAGUUGUGAGAAACAAAAAGAAAAUGGCUCCACCCACUAAGGCUGAUAAGAAGGCGGCAGUUGAUGCAGCUGCAUGGAUGUUCAAUGUUGUCACUUCCGUUGGAAUAAUCAUAGUAAACAAAGCCCUGAUGGCCUCUUAUGGCUUCAGUUUUGCUACAACAUUAACAGGGAUGCACUUUGUCACUACAACUUUGAUGACGACCAUACUAAGGUGUCUGGGAUAUGUCCAAGCCUCUCAUUUACCACUCCCUGAUCUUCUGAAAUUUGUUCUCUUUGCUAACUUCUCCAUUGUUGGAAUGAACGUUAGUCUUAUGUGGAACUCAGUUGGAUUUUAUCAAAUUGCAAAGUUGAGCAUGAUUCCUGUAUCCUGCUUAUUGGAAGUUGUCUUUGACAAGAUUCGCUACUCAAGAGACACAAAACUAAGCAUAUGUCUUGUUCUUUUGGGUGUUGGUGUUUGCACUGUUACGGAUGUGAGCGUUAAUGCAAAAGGAUUCAUCGCUGCCUUUAUAGCAGUAUGGAGCACUGCUCUGCAACAAUACUACGUUCAUUUUCUUCAACGGAAGUAUUCAUUGAGUUCUUUCAACCUUUUGGGGCAUACAGCGCCUGCACAAGCAGCAUCACUAUUGUUAGUGGGCCCUUUACUAGAUUAUUUUUUGACGAACAAAAGAGUAGACAGAUAUGAUUAUAGCAUUGGCUCUGUGAUUUUCAUAUUCCUGUCAUGCAGUAUUGCAGUUGGGACCAAUCUCAGCCAAUUCAUCUGCAUCGGCCGAUUUACCGCAGUUUCUUUCCAAGUUCUAGGUCACAUGAAGACAAUUCUUGUUUUGAUUCUGGGGUUCUUCUUCUUUGGAAAGGAGGGUCUGAAUCUGCAGGUGGUAUUGGGGAUGAUAAUAGCUGUUGCUGGAAUGAUCUGGUACGGCAAUGCCUCUUCAAAGCCAGGAGGAAAAGAACGCCGUAGCCACUCUCUCCCCACCAUGAAAACUGAUACGCGAUAGUUUCUUUUCAUAGAAUCCCACUGAUAUUUUGUGUUUAUUAGGUGUUCUUGGUUUUCUUUGCAUGAGUUGAUGAGGAUACAGAGGUAGCUGAUUCUAGGAGAAGUGUUUAAAUUAAAAACCACUUUUCGGUUCCAAUUACUUUUAGUCAAAUUCGGUAAUUCAUAAAAUUUGAAUUCUUGUUUUGGAUCCCGAGAGGCUUUGGGUAUUUCUUGUAGUUUUAGGUUCCAUGAAAAAAUUGAUCUUUUCCCCAUAGGAUAUAUUCUUAUUUUUUCUUGGCUCAUUAUACCCUGCAUUGUGUGUGCUUGGAAUUGAUAAGACUAAAAUUGACUGGUUCAAUUCACCGGUUGUUGCCAUGAUUCUUUCAA